UGUCACCCGAGACCAUACAUUCCCUGAUGCUCGCUUAGUGAUUUGAAACGCCUCCCUUUACUCGCUGAAGUAUGAACCACUCUGUGCUUGGUGUUGGUUUGGACGUCGUCGUGGGGCAAGAUGGUCUCGAGACUCGAAGGUGUUGGACGCAUUUUUUUCUUUUUUGCCGUUUUAUAGAUAAAUGAGCUUAGUUUGGAUUGACCAUUUUGCUCAAUAAUGAAUCGGAAUCUGAGAAGAGAUUCCGAAUGGAUGCUGCUCGCCAUUACUCUUUGUUCGUUUGGUUGGUCCUCCGCUCAGAUUUCCUACUCGGUCUCCGAGGAGGUGGACAAAGGGACAGUGGUCGGGAAUAUUGCUAAGGAUUUACACGUCAGCGCACAGCAACUGGAGGAACGAGGAUUUCGAAUUGUGUCUGGACAUAGUAAGACGUAUUUUAAAGCUAAUUUAAAAACAGGAGCGUUACUUGUAAGCGACAGAAUUGACCGUGAAGAGCUUUGUCCUAACGCACCCAAGUGCCCCUUAAACAUACAGGGAAUACUUAGCAACCCCAUGAACAUUUAUCGCAUUGAAGUAAACAUCCUGGAUAUUAAUGACAACGCACCGGCAUUCUCAGAGAAAAUUCAUGUGUUCAAUAUCUCUGAAUCGUCCUCCACGGGGGAAAGAUAUCCUCUCCCAGCAGCUCACGACGCAGACGCUGACAUUAAUUCAGUCAAAACCUUUAAAAUGAGUCCAAAUGAGUAUUUUUCGAUAGAUGUCAGCAGCAGUCGCGGCAGCGUGUCUGCUGAGUUGGUUCUGCAAAAAGCUUUAGACAGAGAGAAGCAAUCCACAAUUAAACUCACCCUGACAGCUGUGGACGGAGGGAAACCGCUCAAGUCUGGCAGCAUGCAAAUUCUCGUAAACGUGAUAGAUGCUAAUGACAAUUCACCUUUGUUUAGCAAGCCCCUUUAUAAAGCGAGUGUCAGUGAAAACAUACCGGUGGGUACAACAGUAUUAAAAUUAAACGCUACUGAUUUAGACGAGGGUCCGAAUGCAGAAAUCACAUAUUUUUUAAUGGGAGGGGGGACCGUAGACUCUUCUGGAAAAUUCAGCGUUAUUCCGGAGAGCGGUGAAAUUAUUGUGACAGCUGAUUUGGAUUACGAGGAAAGUAAUGCAUAUGAAUUAAGAGUGCGCGCAACAGAUCAAGGCGCAUCCCCAAGGAGUGGUUACGCUAAAGUGUUGCUCGAGGUUGUUGAUAUUAAUGACAAUGCGCCAGAAAUCUCGAUAACGUCCAUGAUGAGCUCUGUGCAGGAAGAUGCGUCAACUGGAACGGUCGUUGCUUUGGUAACAGUGAGCGAUAAAGACGGAGGACUGAAUGGCCUCACCAAUUGUAAGAUCCAAGACUCCAUCCCGUUUAAAUUAACAUCAAACUACAAAAACUAUUAUUCAUUAAUAACUGACGGUCCUCUUGACAGAGAGACUGUAUCCGUUCAUAAUUUGACUAUUACUGCUGUAGAUGAAGGAAGCCCAGCGCUGACUAGUACUGCUUUAGUCAACGUGUAUAUUUCUGACGUUAAUGACAAUGCACCUAGGUUUCCAGAAGGUGAUAUCAAUGUGCAUCUGAAGGAGAACAGUAAAGUUGGACAAAUAAUCACAAAAGUAACAGCACAGGAUGCGGACGCAAGCGAAAAUGCGGGAUACUUUGUAGCAAAGAUCAGGGCUGUGGACGCAGAUUCUGGAUACAACGCGCUGCUCUUAUCACCUGUUGGAGCCCAAAAAAACAACCUGUUCAGGAUCGGAACCAGCACCGGAGAAAUCAGGACUAAGAGGAGAAUGAGCGACAAUGACCUGAAAAGUCACCCACUGGUGGUGUUAGUUUCUGAUAAUGGAGAACUUUCUCUGUCAGCCACUGUUUCUAUUGAUGUGAUGGUGGUUGAAAGCACAGCUGAUGUCCAGACUCAGUUCAGACAUGUUCCUAUAAAGGAGGACAACUUCUCUGAUUUGAACUUGUAUCUACUGAUCGCCAUCGUGUCAGUGUCUGUGAUCUUUCUGCUGAGUCUCAUCAGUUUAAUAGCUGUCAGAUGCCACAGGACAGACAGUGAUUUCAGCAGGUACAGCGCCCCCAUGAUCACCACCCAUCCUGACGGGAGCUGGUCUUACUCUAAAGCUACUCAGCAGUAUGACGUGUGUUUCAGCUCAGACACACUGAAGAGUGACGUAGUGGUUUUCCCCGCACCGUUUCCACCUGUGGAUGCGGAACUGAUCAGUAUUAACGGGAGUGAUACUUUUACCAGAACUCAGACUUUACCAAACACAGAGAAGUCUGAGUGCACUAAUGGUGUAAACAACUGGUUGUGA
This is a messenger RNA of Poeciliopsis prolifica (blackstripe livebearer), 2331 nucleotides long. Its product is annotated as protocadherin alpha-2-like. Gene Ontology annotation, molecular function: calcium ion binding. The transcript has 3 exons. The coding region runs from base 217 to 2331 and encodes 704 amino acids. Gene Ontology annotation, cellular component: plasma membrane. The record is from RefSeq and is a predicted model, not a curated record. Gene Ontology annotation, biological process: homophilic cell-cell adhesion. NCBI's taxonomy places the organism in Eukaryota, Metazoa, Chordata, Actinopteri, Cyprinodontiformes, Poeciliidae.